Molecule: messenger RNA, 435 nt
Organism: Aspergillus homomorphus CBS 101889
Lineage: Eukaryota; Fungi; Ascomycota; Eurotiomycetes; Eurotiales; Aspergillaceae
Product: DASH complex subunit DAD2
Exons: 3
Biological process (GO): attachment of spindle microtubules to kinetochore; mitotic cell cycle
Cellular component (GO): DASH complex; mitotic spindle midzone; mitotic spindle pole body
Source: RefSeq, a predicted model, not a curated record
AUUGCGUACCCUUUCCAUUCGACUACAAUGCUACCAUCAAGUACUUCUGCUGCAGCGUCCUUUCGUUCGCCAAAUCAGCCAUCUGCCAUUGCUCAGCAGUCUUCGGCCUUGGCGGCUCGUAUAGCCUCAAAGAAGGCCGAGCUAGAAAACUUGAAACAACUUCGAGACAUGAGCAGUGCACUGGCAGGACAAAUGCAAUCCUUAGAAGCCAAGAUUGGAACACUUAGAGAUGGGACUGAAGCUGUUGCGUGUGUCCUUACGAACUGGGAUAAUGUGCUGAGAGCGAUUGGUAUGGCGUCGGCGCUGAUGAUGUCACUCAUAGUGAACCCUGUGAGCCCUAGACCUACGAGCAAGGGCGAGUCCAGCAAUUCGCCCUUACCCGCAACACUCGUGCGAGUCCCUGUUGAGAAUCGUGUUACUUCGGAGGAUCGUUGA